GAUUCAAAAAAGGGUAGAGAGAGAGAGAGAGAGAGAGAGAGAGAGAGAGAGAGAGGGAGGGGUAUGGCUUUUAGUGUAGCCACUCCCAAGUUGAUAAAUUUUGGCUCAACCAUGGUUAGAGUAAUCGCGCGGAAUCCGAGGACUUUUUUUACCGCGGUUACACGGCCUCUGCAGGCGAGCGCAGAGAAGGAGGCUAAGGAGACCCACAAGAACAUCAAAGAUGCAUCUAGCGAGCUGAAGAAGACAGCAGAAGAUCUCAGGGGGAAAGUCAAUGAGGCUGCCGAUCAGGUUAUCGAGAAAACAAUAGAGGCAGCAGGAAAGGCGAUCGGGGCGGCGCAGAACAGCGGAGGAAGCGCGAAGGCGACGGCGCAGGGCGCCUGGGGGGCGGCAAAGGAGACCUUCCACAAGGUGAAGGAUACGGUGGCCGAAAAGGUCGAAGAAGUGAAGGACCCCAUCAAGAACAGUGCAGAGACUAUCAAGCGCGCCGUCGUCGACGCGAAAGAUUGAACCAGUUUACUGAACCUGUCAUUCUUACAUCUGAAUCGAAAUUGUUUUCGUUGUUGUCGCGCUUGUUUUCGUUCCUAAAUUCGAAAAGGAUUAUGAUUUGUGAGAGAGAGAGAGAGAUCUUUUCGAUUUCGGUUUUUAAAGUGGCACGGUACUAGCUCAGUACGAUCUGAAUUUAUUUCGAUUUUAAUUUCAAUCGCGAACCAAACACACCCUGGAGGAAGUUCCAAGUA
Molecule: messenger RNA, 737 nt
Organism: Ananas comosus (pineapple)
Lineage: Eukaryota; Viridiplantae; Streptophyta; Magnoliopsida; Poales; Bromeliaceae
Exons: 3
Coding region: 64-507 (147 amino acids)
Source: RefSeq, a predicted model, not a curated record